This is a messenger RNA of Colletotrichum acutatum, 1192 nucleotides long. RefSeq lists its product as uncharacterized. The transcript is spliced from 7 exons. Bases 52 to 933 code for a protein of 293 amino acids. Lineage: Eukaryota; Fungi; Ascomycota; Sordariomycetes; Glomerellales; Glomerellaceae. The record is from RefSeq and is a predicted model, not a curated record.
AGCCCAAGCUCGAACUGUGAGGUCAAGAGGUGCAAGUUGACAGCCUUUUCGAUGGGUUGGGGGUCUUCGUCUGCGUCCUUGUUUACGUUAUCAAACAGCCCACCUUGUGUUCCGAUGCUUGACACGAGGCCUGCCAGGCUGCCCCUCCCCCUCCUUACUCUCGGACCCCUGGCCUUGUCUUUGCUGCAGGUGGACGAAAAGAGGCUUGCUGAUGACAUAGAGUUACCACACAAGGUCAACUUGUUACAGAUGUCCAAAAUCUUGUGGGUCGGAACCAAUGGUAGCUCAGAAUUGGGUCUGCUGAAUGACUUGUGCUCCAGAGGAAGAAAAACUCUUGAAAAAUAUUUCAACACUGGCGACUCUUGUUGGUCCAUCGAGGAUUCUUCUCCAAUUCAUGGUGCCACACUCUCCAGCGAAAAUCACCGGGAAUACGGCAAUACUGUAGCAAGCAUGCAUGGCAUGGCAUGCCAAGGUAUGGAAGGGCGAGUCCUCCGUCCUCCGUACUGCGUACACUAUUCCGUUGAGGGCGACGGCAUUCGAGAGUCGAGCUUGGAUGGAACCACACCUCAAGUGCGCACGGCCGUCAACCUGUCAUGGUCUGCACUGGCGUUGUGUUAUGAUUGCCAUUUGUCGUCGGUUUUGUCGUCGUCGAUGAUGAUGAUAAUGUGGUUGCGAAGGACGCUUAUCGGCUUGUCACGGCUGGACCAGCAACAAGCUGACGGGUGGCUCCUGCCAAAAAGACAACCGGCGAACGGUACGGGCGUUGAGGUACUCCGUACCUUCCAAGUCUCUCCCAUCGUCCCUGCCUUGUCCGUAAAGCCCAGGUCCUCUAGAGGAGUAUGGAUAGAAAAUAAGGAAGGCAAGGCAGGAAAAGGCGAAGACGACUCUGAUGAGAGGGGCAGCCUAGCAUUGACUAUGGAGAAGGACAACUAGGUACUCCAUAGAAUGGCUUAGUCAAGCAAGCCAGGAGCAGGGAACCAGAGACACAAAAAAGAUACUUGCGGGUUCCUCGACGCACAGGCGGCCGCGGUACCUCGACAGAUCGGGCAAGUAUCUUUCUUGUCCCAGUCUUGGCGCUCGUCUGUUCUGACCCUCAGCCAACGAACGCCAACGGACCCCAGCGGCUAAGGCAAGGCAGGGCCACAAUGUAUCUACGGAUAGAUUUCAUCUCAAAGACAAAAUAACCACAGAC